CCUCCCUGCUUAAUAACGGACGGGUACUUCCCAGCUCCCAGUCAAACAGCCACUCUGUUUUAGCAAUGUCUGUUGUGGUUUGAAGACUCGAGGAUUGUAAAGCUUCGCGCCGUACAAUAAUCUCCCAUUGUUUAGCGCAGCUUUGCACGCGCUUGUGUUUACAGCAUCUCGCGCAAAGCGCGCGCGUGUGAUAUUGAUUCAGGUAAAAGAGCCCUUUCGGUUUCACCAUGGCAGGCGAGGCGCUCCACAGAUUCGUUUGCCUUUGUCGAUACCUACAGGAUCCCUGCCAUGUCGCCAGAUUCCAGCAGUUUUGCGGCGUCCGCGGCACGUUUCCUAAAAAAACAACCGAGGCUAGCGAGAGUGACGCGAAGCUUGCGGUCAACGGUGUUUGCGUGGGGCAAUGUCAGGAAGACCGCGCGGCUAGUGGGGAUUCAGCACACGGACUCCCGGGCCAAAGGCUGAGAAAAAGUUUAAAUGCCGCUGGUGAUGUUGAACCGGAAGAAUGUCCCGCUGCUUUUCUCAACGCACCCUCGGGGCAAGAGGCAGAGAGAGACUCCAGAGGCAGAGUGAAGCCUUUACGCAGAAACUCUUUGACUGGGGAUGUUGGCCAGGAGUUCAUCAUCGAGAACAAGUUUCUCUUCUAUCUCUUCACCAUUGGCACCGAGCUGGGCAAUGAGAUGUUUUUCAUCGUGUUCUUCCCCUUCUUGAUGUGGAACGUCGACCCCUAUGUGAGCCGGCAGCUCAUCGUGGUGUGGGCCUGGGUGCUGUUCUUCGGCCAGUCCACGAAAGAUCUGGUCCGGUGGACCCGUCCUCCCUCUCCUCCUGUGGUCAAAGUUGAGGUGUUCUACAACACGGAGUACAGCAUGCCCUCCACACAUGCCAUGUCCGGCACCGCGCUGCCCUUCUCUCUGUUCAUGCUCACAUGCAGCCGGUGGGAGUACCCGUUCAUGAUUGGAUUGAGCUUAGCUCUGUUCUGGAGUGUCCUCGUGUGCAUCAGCAGGAUUUAUAUGGGCAUGCACUCUGUCCUGGAGGUGAUCACAGGCUUCCUCUACAGUGUACUCAUCCUGGCGGUCCUUCACCCCCUACUGGAUGACAUUGACACGUUCUACCUGUCCCACAGCUAUGCCCCUCUGGUCGUCCUGCUAGUGCACGUGGGCUUCAGCUUGGUGGCUUUCUCGCUGGACUCAUGGAGCACGUCUCGUGGCGACACGGCCCAGGCGUUGGCCACAGCUGUCGGAGCCGCGUUGGCAUCUCGUCUGAACUACCAACUGGGUCUACAGCCAGAUCCUCCUGAAGAAGCUCUACCGCUCGCCCUUCCCCUGAUCGACAGGGCCCUAUUGGCCCGCUCAAUCUCGCGGCUCCUGGUGGGAGUGGCGGUGCUUCUGGCCGUCAGGGCUGCCAUGAAGGUUGUGGCGAUCCCAUUGGCGUGCAAGAUCUUCGGCGUGCCUUCGGAUGACGUGCGGAAGGCUAGACAACAUGCGCAAGUGGAACUUGCAUAUCGGUUUAUUGUUUAUGGCACAGUGGCCUACUGCUGCGUGUUCCUGGUCCCACUUCUCUUUAGCUUCCUUGGCUUAUCCUGAAGAAAAUCCCCACUCCAUCCUUGUUAUUAUCCUUUUUUUUAUCCUAGCUAAAAUCUAUACCUGACCUGGACUAGUCACGGUCCACAGCUGUUGAAAAAAAAAGCCUUUUUGGUGCAAACACGAAUGAUGUUCAUGAUGUUGAUAAUAUCACCAGCUCCAUUUCCAUGAUCAUUUAUUUGACGUGUUUU
Molecule: messenger RNA, 1768 nt
Organism: Rhinichthys klamathensis goyatoka
Lineage: Eukaryota; Metazoa; Chordata; Actinopteri; Cypriniformes; Leuciscidae
Gene: sgpp1a
Product: sphingosine-1-phosphate phosphatase 1a
Exons: 3
Coding region: 228-1580 (450 amino acids)
Biological process (GO): sphingosine metabolic process; phospholipid dephosphorylation
Cellular component (GO): endoplasmic reticulum membrane
Molecular function (GO): sphingosine-1-phosphate phosphatase activity
Source: RefSeq, a predicted model, not a curated record